Molecule: messenger RNA, 1485 nt
Organism: Rosa chinensis
Lineage: Eukaryota; Viridiplantae; Streptophyta; Magnoliopsida; Rosales; Rosaceae
Product: fatty acyl-CoA reductase 3
Exons: 10
Coding region: 1-1485 (494 amino acids)
Biological process (GO): suberin biosynthetic process; long-chain fatty-acyl-CoA metabolic process
Cellular component (GO): intracellular membrane-bounded organelle
Molecular function (GO): alcohol-forming very long-chain fatty acyl-CoA reductase (NADP+) activity
Source: RefSeq, a predicted model, not a curated record
AUGGAAUUUGAGAGCAUUUCAGGAAACUUGAAGGACAAGAAUAUCUUAAUCACUGGAGCUACCGGCUUUGUAGGAAAGGUCUUGGUAGAGAAAAUAUUAAGAGUUCAACCAAACGUGAAAAAGCUCUAUCUUCUUUUAAGAGCUUCCGACACCAACUCAGCCGGAAAACGCAUGCAUAAUGAGAUCACAGGGAAAGAGUUGUUUAGGGUUCUGAGGGAGAAAUGGGGUGCAGAUUUUGAUUCCUUCAUAUUAGAAAAAGUUGUUCCUCUGUCUGGAGACGUAAUUUUUGAAGACCUAGGAGUGAAGGUAAUCAAACAAAAGGAAGAGAUAUGCAAUGAAGUACAUAUCAUAAUUAAUUCUGCAGCAACCACCAAGUUUGAUGAAAGGUAUGAUGUUGCAUUGGAAGUGAAUACAUUUGGAGUUUUGAAUAUGUUGGACUUUGCAAAAAAAUGCUUGAAAUUGGAGAUGGUUGUCCACGUGUCAACAGCCUAUGUGUGUGGUGAAAGGGUAGGGCUGAUACUAGAGGACUCCUCUUCAAUGGAAGAGAUGGCGAAAAAACCCAGUAAAUUUUACUUGAAAUCACAGGAAAAAAAAAUAGUGGAGAGCAAAUUGAAAGAACUACAAGCACAGAAUGCUUCGGAAGAAGUUAUAACAAAUGCAAUGAAGGACUUAGGCACUACAAGGUCUAAGUUGUACGGGUGGCCAAAUACCUACGUUCUUACAAAGGUGAUGGGAGAAAUGUAUCUAGGGCAUGCAAAAGGUAAUCUAUCCAUUGCUAUUAUACGUCCAACCAUGAUUACAAGUACAUAUAAGGAGCCAUUUUCAGGCUGGAUCGAAGGUUUCAGGACCUAUGAUAGUCUAAUUGGUGGUUAUUGGAAAGGGAAGCUCACAGGCAUACCUGUCGAUCCUAUGUCAGUAGUGGAUAUGAUUCCAGUUGACAUGGUGGUAAAUUCGAUAAUUACAGCAAUGGUAGUUAAUGCGAAUAAAUCUGGCAAAAUCAUUUACCACGUGGGAACAUCAUUGCGAAAUCCCUUAACAUUUUCUGAUUUUAACAACUUUAUGUUCCAAUAUUGCACCAAAAAUCCGUGGCUUAACAAUGAUGGAAGCCCCGUCAAGGUUAAAAAGUUGAAAAUGUUGAGGAGUAUGGACGCUUUUCACUUGUACAUGCAAAUACCAUUGCAGGCAUUAAAGUUCAUGAACAAGGAAUUUGACCAAUAUUUCCAAGACGUAUACGUUAACUAUAACAGGAAAGUCAAAUCAGUGAAACGGUUGGUUGAUCUCUACAGAGCAUAUUUGCUAUUCAAGGGCAUCUUUUACGACACUAAUACAGAAGAGCUGCGAAGGAUAGCAAGUGAGAACUACACAGAUGCAGAAAAUUUUAAUUUUGAUCCAAAAUGCAUAGAUUGGGAAGACUACUAUAUGCAUACUCAUAUUCCGGGCUUUGCACAGCAUGUUGUCAUCAAACACAGCCGAAGUCGACUCUGA